GCGCGGGUGGAAAUUGGGGUCCGGAGAGGCGCAGUUUUAGGACGGAGGGAGUGAAAGCGAAGAUGCCGGUUCAUUCACGGGAAAAGAAGGAAAGUAACCACAAUGAUAUGGAGGUUGACUAUCCGGAAAAUGAAGGCACUAGUUCCGAAGAGGACGAUUCGGAUAGUUCCAGCGGGAGCGAAGAGGGAGACAGCUCGGAGAUGGAUGAUGAAGACUGUGAAAGACGCAGAAUGGAAUGUUUGGACGAAAUGUCUAACCUUGAAAAACAGUUUACAGAUCUCAAAGAUCAACUUUACAAGGAGAGGUUGAGCCAAGUGGAUGCCAAACUGCAGGAGGUAAUAGCAGGCAAAGCACCAGAAUAUCUGGAACCCCUUGCAAAUUUACAGGAAAACAUGCAGAUCAGAACUAAAGUGGCAGGAAUAUAUCGUGAGCUGUGCCUAGAGUCUGUGAAGAACAAACAUGACUGUGAAAUUCAAGCAGCACGCCAACACUGUGAGAGUGAAAAGCUGUUGCUUUAUGACACCGUUCAGAGUGAACUGGAAGAGAAAAUACGUAGACUGGAAGAAGAUCGCCACAGUAUUGAUAUUACCUCUGAGCUCUGGAAUGAUGAGUUACAGUCAAGGCGGAAAAGAAAGGACCCCUUUAGCCCAGAUAAGAAGAAAAAGCCAGUAGUUGUGUCUGGUCCAUAUAUAGUUUAUAUGUUACAAGACUUGGAUAUACUUGAAGACUGGACUACAAUAAGAAAGGCAAUGGCUUCAUUUGGACCUCACAGGGUAAAACCUGAAGUUACAGUCAAGAUGGAAAAACAUCAGCACAGUGCCAGAUCAGAAGAAGGUCGGCUGCAUUAUGAUGGAGAAUGGUAUGGUCGAGGACAGACAAUUUGCAUUGACAAGAAAGAUGAGUUUCCGACUAGUGCCGUUAUAACGACAAUAAACAGCGAUGAGGUUUGGUUUAAGAGACAAGAUGGCAGUAAAUCAAAGCUGUACAUCUCCCAGUUACAGAAAGGGAAAUACAGUAUCAAGCAUAUCUGAUUGAUACCAUCAUCUGCUACAGGCAGUGUCUCGCUGUGGCCCCUCUUGCAACAGGAACUGUGCCAUUUUAUGGAAUUCUAUGUAUUUAACUACCUUAAUUUCUUGUAUUUGCAAGUAUUACUGCAACUGUGUAAGUGAGUGCGUAAUGUGUAAUAUCAUGGCUAUAAGUAUGUGACUGCUUACAUGUGUACCUUGUCAAGGUAAUAAUCAGUGUGGAUAUUUAUAUACUGUUGGGUACAAUGUCUGAUACCUCCUGACCUCAUAGAUUGCCAAAACCACAUUAAAAUGGGCAGCCACAGUUAAUGCUUAAUAUAGGUUACAAGGCAUUGUGGCUUAAAGGGACACUAAGUGUGCAAUACUGUUUACAAAAACCUGCGAGCUCUUUUUUGGGGCAGGGAAACCGAAAAGUUUCCAUAGCAAACAUGGUAGAAGUUGAAUGAUUUAAGUACAGUAUUUCUACAGCAGGGUGGAAAAAGCCAUGUUUCCUCUGAAUAGUAUUCUCUCACAUGUUGCUACUUAUGGUGUGCAUAUCCCCAGGCUUCAUCUGUGCUGCUUGGAACUGCUGGAAACAUCUUAACUUUUUUUUUUUUUUUAAUUAAACCAGGAGCAAAACCUAAUCAUCUGAGAUGUGCCACUGCAUGUGAAGCUUUUAUAACUGUGACUAUGGCCAUUAUUCCUUUUUUGUUUCCCUAAUGUAAGCAUAUGUAUUUUAGCAUUAGUGUGUCCUUGUGUCAAAUAUCUAUCAGAUCAUAUUUUAAAACCCAUUUGGAGCGCGCACAGUUUUCAAAAAACUGAGCCAGUGACUGCUGUGUGCCACCAGGGAUGUUUUAUAUGCUCACAUGUUUCAGGUACUUAAUUAAAGGCAUAAAGCAUUCAGAUUGGGAGCCUUUCAUUGCAGUUCCCUGAUCCUCCAAAAAUAUUGGAUUCAGUAUGAGCUGAAAUGUCACCUUUUAAGUUUGUCCUUUUUAAAGGGAAAAUAAGCAAUGUUUUAUGUCAGUUUUCCUAUAUAUAGACACACAAUUGUGCUUUUUCUGCAUAUUGGCACUUAGAAAAUGAGUGAAAGCCACCAUGAUGUUAGUUUCAAAUAAGGAAUAUUUCGUAUGCCAAAACCGACAGCAAUGUGUUGGUGCUAACGCAUUGUUGCAGUUCAGUCUCUAUAGAACGUUUUAGCCAACCCUAGCAAACUGGCAAAUGCCACAUGUGUAUAAGAAAAGAAGGAAUGUUCUGUGAACAUAGGAAGCUUUUCAUUUACUAUCCCAUGAGCAGUAAAGUAAAAUAUAAACUCUCUAGUGUGUUGUUUUCCUUAAAUUCCUAUACCUAGCUUGUACAGGUAGUGAACCCGUUGCUAUACGCAGGACAUUCUGUGUUUAAAACAAACACAUAAAAAGAUAUUCUUGAUCUCUGGGAAAGCACAAGAUGCAUCCAUGAAUAAUAAAGCACAGACCAAACCAAACCAAACCACAAAAGGGGGCUUUUCUUUUAAAGGUGGCCAUACCCAGGCAGAUUUAACCUGCCGAUUUGAGUCCUUUAGACGGAUGUGGCAGAUUAUCUGCCAGUGUAUGGGGCCCCCUGAUGGGCAUCCCUGACCGCUAUCUAACUGAGAAUCGGACAGGUGUUGAUUGGGCAGGUUUGAUUUUCUCGUGUGAUCAGGGCCCGCAUGGGCUCAUUGAUGUGGUCUUCGGUCCAAUGGUGCCUAUGCCCGCUGUUGUAAUUCGAUCAUUUGGCCCUUUCUGGAUAAUGGGUUUUCAGAUAUUGUAUACUAUACCUGUACAAAACAAACUCAUUUUUAUAUUUAUCAUUAUUUGUGGUAUACUAUUUGAAAAACAAUACUCUUUAUGAAGGUGAAGUACCCCUUUGGGGGAUAUUAUUGACAGAAUAAAGCAUUUACAUGUACCUAAAA
This is a messenger RNA of Xenopus tropicalis (tropical clawed frog), 2931 nucleotides long. It is a transcript of the gene brms1l, whose product is annotated as BRMS1 like transcriptional repressor. NCBI's taxonomy places the organism in Eukaryota, Metazoa, Chordata, Amphibia, Anura, Pipidae. Gene Ontology annotation, cellular component: nucleus; nucleoplasm. The record is from RefSeq and is marked provisional.